Molecule: messenger RNA, 3220 nt
Organism: Syngnathus typhle (broad-nosed pipefish)
Lineage: Eukaryota; Metazoa; Chordata; Actinopteri; Syngnathiformes; Syngnathidae
Product: ice-structuring glycoprotein-like
Exons: 3
Coding region: 352-2781 (809 amino acids)
Source: RefSeq, a predicted model, not a curated record
UGGUGGUGAAACAAUUGGGGCCUCGCCUCAGUGAGGGUUGGCCGCCGGUUAAUGUCACGGUCUUAAUUAGUGAUCGCGAGUUGUCUGGGAGGCAAUAUAAAACGUCGGCACGAGACAGAGAGUGAGAAACACAUUCAUCAGAGCUCUACUCAGGCUGUUGCAGCGAACCUAACUGAGACGUAAGUACUGAGAGGAGAUCCGAGUUUCCGUUGCAAUCGCGCAAAAAAGCUUGAAGGACGUUUCUGCAGUGACACCGAAGACGUUGGACAUUGAAUUUGAAGCCAACCUGUCUGCUGCGGCAAUCAACAAUCUCCUUUGCUUGGUCACUUCAGAGACUGGAAAAGCACGAGGAUGAACAUCAAAACUUUUGUUGGAGUCAUUUUGUUAUUUGGAACAAUUUCUGAGGGACUUCAGCGACAUGGCGGUGGUGGGAGAGUGCUCCUUCAGUUGGACACCACCCUUGACGAGAACGACCCCAUUGCAACCACCGCGGCCACAGGGCCAACCACCGUCAGCACAGGGUCAACCACUGGCAACCCAGGGGUCACCGAUGACGCAGCCACUCCCACUACCGUCGCAGUGACAACCAACAAUGGCACAACCAAUACCCAAAUAGUGACUGAAACCGUUGCACAAGUGGCAAUUCGAAGAUCAGCAGAGACAGCGGUAGCGGCGUCCACAACUGCUGCAUCGACAGCAGCGUUAUUGGCCAGCUCAGCUGCGGCAGCAACCGCCGCGGCCUCAGGGGGGUCCUUGCUAGCAGAAGCUGCUGCAGAAGAGGCUUCGUCCGCUGCGGACGGGGCGGCCGAUGCGGCGCUGGAGUUUGCGCAAGGCAGUAUCAAUGCGAGCGAGGCCGCAGCCGCGGCGGCCGAUGCUGCCACUGCGGCUGAAAACGCUGCAGCGACUUCACAGGGGGCUGCACAGGGAGCGAGUGGGAACUUGUCCAUGCUGGCACUCCAACUGUCCCAAGCAGCAGAAAAUGCAGCAACCAUCGCCAGGUCUGCCGCAAACACAUCCGCCUUAGCGGCCAACGUGAUGGGCUCGGCACUCACAGCAGAUCAGGCAAUGUCCAUCAUACAAGACGCCAGAAACGCCAACGAACAGGCGGGGUCGGCAGCACAAGAACUCCGAGCUUUACUCAAUUCAGACCUACCGCCAGAUGUCGAGGCAAGCGUCCGCCAAGCCAUCAUAGCGGCCGAGAGUUCGGCCGCGUUGGCAGAAGAAACGGCAGCUCAGGCGCAAGCUGCGCUCGACACGGCAGACCAAGCUGCGGCGCCCAGUGAAGGAGACACGGAAGCUGAGUUAGCCGGCCAAUUAGCGCUCCUCCAAAUCCAAACUGCAGCACAAAGCGCAGGCGCAGCAGCAGAAGCUGCGGGAGCACCACCCGGAGCUGUACAAGCUUCAAGACAAGCCUCCCUGGCAGCCGCGGCAGCGUCCCUCGCCGCCUCGGCAGCGGCCGUCACCGGGCAAUCCACCGGAGCUGAUCUUGACGGUGUCAUCAACACCGCUUUGGAAAGGGCGGAGGAGGCAAAUCUUGCAGCCCAGUCGGUUGCCAAUGGAGACGCAGAGCCGCAGGUGGCCAGAGAUGCCGCGGACGCUGCCGCGAAUGCAGCAGAGGCGGCGGCCGAAGCAGCGCGACAAGCCUCGUCGACGGGAAGCAUCGAUGGAGAAGCGGCACAGGUGUCGCAGGACGCGGCGGAGCUGGCCAGCAGAGCGGCGACGGUGGAACCCGAUGAAUUUGACGACACUGCCGCACAGUUUGCAACGGUUGCAAGGAAUGCUAGAAUACUAUUUUCAAAUCGGUUGUCAUCCAUGCUGCCGCCUGAAACGUUGACGGCCAUUCAAGGUGCAGAAGAGGUAGCGGCGCUGGCGGAAGUUGCAGGAGUCGCAGCCGAAGCAGCAGACAAUUUAUCAGGCGCACAAAGUUUAGUGGCGGUCACAAAUGCAACAACUCGAUCAGCGAUGGAGAUGGUGCGCGACCUACCAGAAGGAACGGCGCUGAGCUUGGCCCGAGAUUCAUUAGGGGUCGGCUUGACGGCCUCGGCCGCGGCAGUAAGCGCCACGUGCUCGGCGGCUGCGGCGGGAGCCGGAGCAGAAUCGGCAGCCAGAGUCGCCUUGAGCGCCGCAGAGGAUGCGGCGAGCGCUGCCACCUCGCUGAGCAACGGUCAAGGCACCCUGAGUUCCACAGUGGACGCUGGACUGGCGGCGUCCCGUGAAGCCAAUAACGCUGCCCAGGCGGCCAUGUCAGCAUCGCAAAACGGAUCGGAGAUGGACAUGGAGCUGGCCGGCCUGGCCGCCGAGGCGGCCCGAAUAGCGUCUAGGGCGACUGAGUCAGCGCAAAGCGUGGCCUCGGCCGAAGCGACGACGCAAACCAUAGCGAACGCCCGCCAAGUGGCCAGACAAGUGGACGACGACUGGAGGAACUUGACGGCGCGGGUGCAGGGCAUGCUGACGGAUAAUCCACAGGGAGGUCUCGGGGGGUUUUUGAAUCAGCUGGCCUUGCUGAACGUAGCGUCCACAACGCAGGCAACCACUGAGGCCACCAGGCAAGUGGCAGACUUGGCCGUGACGACAACCACCACGACGGGCCCGCUCCUCAACGCCGAGACGGCCACCAUGCAAUCUCUGGCGAGAGUGGCGGCCUCCACUGCCAACUUGGCCGUGAGAGGAGCAAACACCUCGCUGGCCAACCUUGUACAAACCAGUGGCGCCCGGCGCCCCUCACUCAGUGCCGCCACCGCCGCCGCCACCACGGCCGCCCUGCUCAUGUUCAUGCUCUAAAAUCUGUUUUCAAUUUUGUAAAUUUGUACAUUGAGGGAAGAAAUGUAUCUGCUUGUCCUCGUGUUAUGAUUUGUAUUUCAAAUGUGCUCGUCAUAUAUUCACUCGCAUUGGCCAAAGUGAACCGCAUGUGUCUGCCGGGACGCCAUCAUGAACGUCAGCGACCAUGACUGCAUGAGUUGUACUUCCGCUACUUUUGGGACGCACCUGAAAGAACAUGUCGGAGUUGCGCGUCAGACCCGAUGAAGACAAGUGAUGAGUUGGACUCGCCUCGCACAUCAUCGUGAAGCCAAGCGUGGAGAGGAAAUGAUUGUGCGUGGCUUCCAAUAGGUGGAACGAGGGUGACGUGGCGCAGACGAACUGAUCCGUCCGUUCAUCCGUCUUCAUUGAUGGAACGCUGUUGCCUUCUUCGCUGGACACAAUAAAAGAGAAAUUAAUUCAA